Messenger RNA from Brachypodium distachyon (stiff brome), 901 nucleotides. RefSeq names its product elicitor-responsive protein 3. The coding region runs from base 202 to 597 and encodes 131 amino acids. Lineage: Eukaryota; Viridiplantae; Streptophyta; Magnoliopsida; Poales; Poaceae. The transcript is spliced from 5 exons. The record is from RefSeq and is a predicted model, not a curated record.
UUAGCCCUACCAUGCUACCUCCAUGUGAUGUGGUUGAGGCGGGAGGAAGACGCAUGCGAGUUGCUCCAUCUUCAACCCCUGUCCUUAUACUUAUAGCAGCUCCAUUUGAUUGGAUCUAGCGAUCUCGUCGUCUAGUCUUGUCGAUCGAGCGAGCGGUACAGGAAUUCGGGAUCGCUCAGAUCAGGCCGGGGGGUGGAAGAUAUGGCGCAGGGGACGCUGGAGGUGCUGCUCGUCGGAGCCAAGGGCCUCGAGAACACCGACUUCCUCAGCAACAUGGAUCCUUACGCGGUUCUGAUAUGCACCUCGCAGGAGCAGAAGAGCACCGUUGCGUCAGGCAAAGGAAGUGAUCCUGAAUGGAACGAAACCUUUGUGUUCACCGUCUCUGAGAACGCGACCGAGCUCAUCAUCAAGCUCCUGGACAGUGACAAUGGCACAGAAGAUGAUUGUGUUGGUGAAGCAACGAUCCCUUUGGAAGCAGUGUACACGGAAGGAAGCAUCUCACCAACGGUUUAUAAUGUUGUCAAAGACGAAGAAUACCGCGGAGAAAUCAAAAUUGGUCUGACGUUCACUCCGGAGCCGGAGGAGUCUGGGGAAUAGAAUUUACCUGAGGAAAACCUGGGACAGUGGAAUCAAUCGUCUUGAGAAGAUCAUGCUUUGAUGAACUGCAAUUGUGUGACUAGUAUGCUAGAACGAAGCCUAUGUUAAAGACAGUACUUCUCACUAAUUUCCUUAAUGGUGGAUGAUUGCAACUCUCCGUAUUAAUAUGUAUCAUUCUUGUACUUCAAUUAUUAAUAAUGGUUUUUUUUGUUUUCUGCCACUUGUAUGCACUGCUCUUUAAAAUGUUUCACAAAACCGAUCUGUAAUUCAUCAUUUUUCAAUGAAAUCCAGCAGUUUCACUUGA